GGCGCGUGGCAGCAGGGUUGGUUGCGCGCUGCUGCUCGCUGUGAGUGGCCAUUGGCGGUACGAGUGUGCGAAGGGGGGGGAAGAAAAAACCGGCGCCUUUUAUAUUAACCGUUCGCUCAAAAAAAACCCCGCUCCUCGCAGCUCCGGGCCCCACUAUUGUUUUUGUAAAUUGAUUGUGUCGGUUAACCGAGUCGCCAUGCCCAAGAGAAAGAGCGAUGGAGAUUUGAAUGAUGAGCCAAAAAGGAGGUCAGCAAGAUUGUCAGCGAAACCUGCAGUUCCCAAACCGGAGCCAAAACAAAAGAGGGCACCAGCUAAAAAAGAGAAGGCUGCUAAUGACAAGAAGGAUGAAAAGAAAGCACCAGCAAAAGGAAAAAAAGGAACUAAAGGCAAAGAAGAGACUAACCAAGAAGAUGCAAAAGAAGAAACUCCCUCUGAGAAUGGAGAAGCCAAAAAUGAUGAGGCACAGUCAACUGAAAGCUGUGAAGAAAAAGAAGCCAAGUCAGAGUAACUGCAUCUGCCCGUCAUCUCCAUCAAUGGCAUCCAUACCUCCAUACUGUAUUGUUAACAGAGAGGAAUAUUUUUAUCAACUAUUUUAUAAAUACAAGGUUUUUUUAGCAUGAAUUUAAUUAUGGAAACACCCACAUCUCAAGAUUAUUUGGGGGUUUGAAACCCUAAAGAAUCAUUGUUUUAAAUUUGUGAUUGUUGUAGUUAGUGUGAUUAUGUGGGACAAGUAAAUGGUGGUAGUUAUUGACUUCUGUCAAUGUUUGUCUUGUGUCAUACUCAAAAAAAAAGAAAGUCUGAUAUUUUAAUUCACCAGGUAUUUGUGGUGUUAGGCUAUUACAAGUGGGUAAGAGUAAGGAGAAAGUUGUUUGUGUCAAAACAUUCCAGUGGUUUUGUGGGUUAGUUUUGUAACCAGGUAAAAUAUUUUGGUGAAAAAAAAAUAAAAAACGUGGGGCCUGGAAAUCUAAUGUGAAAAAUAUUUUAAUUUUAAAUUUGUCAUUUUUGUAAAGAAAAACCUUUGCAAUCAUGUAAAACUAGUUUCUAAUGGAAAAUAACAUCUUUUAAAAGGGCAGAUGGCUGUAUGUACCCACUUCCUGUCAGAAUUUUUGCUGGAUAAUUUACCUUAAUAAAAAAAACACCCCAGUGUUUCUCUAUAUAA
Molecule: messenger RNA, 1159 nt
Organism: Pristis pectinata (smalltooth sawfish)
Lineage: Eukaryota; Metazoa; Chordata; Chondrichthyes; Rhinopristiformes; Pristidae
Gene: hmgn7
Product: high mobility group nucleosomal binding domain 7
Exons: 6
Coding region: 197-508 (103 amino acids)
Biological process (GO): chromatin organization
Cellular component (GO): nucleus; chromatin
Molecular function (GO): nucleosomal DNA binding
Source: RefSeq, a predicted model, not a curated record